Messenger RNA from Cannabis sativa, 1374 nucleotides. Its product is annotated as defensin-like protein 1. The transcript has a single exon. Gene Ontology annotation, biological process: defense response. Bases 822 to 1046 code for a protein of 74 amino acids. Lineage: Eukaryota; Viridiplantae; Streptophyta; Magnoliopsida; Rosales; Cannabaceae. The record is from RefSeq and is a predicted model, not a curated record.
CAUGCCCCACUUCCCGAACUAGGUCCACUAUAAAUUAAAUUAAAUAAUUAAUAAAUGUUCAAUAUAUUUUCAUAACUGAACUGAUAAAAAGCACAUAUGGUGAGUAUAUAUUUUUUUUUUUUUCAGAUCGUAGUGCGUAGCAUUUUAUUUGGAAAAUCAUCCCUUUUUAUUGUAUAUUAAUAUUUUUUAUAAUUAAAAUAUUAAAUAUAAUUUAUUGAAAUUAGAAUUUCUAAUACUUAUAAAAUUGGGUAUAAAUUAUAGAGCAAUAAAAUAAAUGUAAAAAUUAAAAUAGAAAAUACAAACCUCGUUUUAUUCGGUGAACAAUGGUGAGGCGCUAUUUAAUUAUAUCCUAAAAUCAAUGUUGGAAGAAGUUCAUAAUAUUUGUAUUCAAAGCAAAUUACAUGCUAGCUCGAUAGCUAGAUCCUCUCUUAUAGAUGUACUAAUAAUAUACUACGUCGUACUAAUUCAUUAAUUUCCUCCAUUAAUUAAUAAUAUAUUCUUGUAUAUAUGUUUGUUAAUUAUUAGUUUAUAUAAAUAAAGAGAAAGGAGAUGAGAGAGAUCAUCACGUGGUUCACUACAUAUGAAUGUGUGAAUUGCACGUGCAUGGAUGCGUGACAAAAUAUAGACAUAGUAUUCUGUGUGAUCACGUGGGACGGUGCAUAUAUAUGCAUGGGGGGCAACACACAAUAUAUUUAUAUUCAUAUAUAUAACUCCUCUCCUCUCUUGGAUGGUCUAUAUAUAGACUAAUUAAUUUAGAGAUAUUGGCCAAUUAAUAUCACUCUCAUUAAUUACUCUAAUUAGUAUAAUAAGUGAUAAUUAAUAUGGAGAUGAGGAAAGUAAGAGGGUUUAAUAUUGGAGUAGUGUUGUUGAUGAUUUUGUUGGUGUGUUCUUGGGCGGAAGGAAGAGUGUGUGAAUCCAAGAGUCAUCAUUUCAAAGGGCUAUGCGUCAUUGAUCAUAACUGUGCCACCAUUUGUAGAACCGAAGGCUUCUCCGGUGGAAAUUGUCAGGGAUUUCGUCAACGAUGUUUCUGCACAAGGCAUUGUUAAUUAAUUAAUUAUAGCUAUGAUCGUAUCCUACCAUGUUUUUCUCUUAUUUCCUUAUGUCGUUUUUUAUAACUGUUGUCGUUUUAUGACACUUGUUCGUCCUCAAUGUUGUUUAAUGUUUCUAUGAAUAUUAAUGUCGUUUUAUGAAAUUGUUGUCGUUUUUAUCGUAAUUAUGAAUGUCCUUUUCGUACAAAUAAUGUCAUUUUCAUUGUUCUUUGCUUUUCCAAACAUAUUGUCGUCGUUUUCACUUGCAUUGUCGUUUGUAUAAAAUGUUGUCGUUUUCCUCAAAACGUUGCGCACAAUCUCACUGGAGAAAAGAUAUUAUGUCAAC